GACAACGACGCGUGAGAAGAGACAGGACGAGCAGGCUUGCUUGAUAUUUACAGAUUACAGGUCUCGGUGGACUUAGUGAUAGCUAUUACAAUGGGUGAUGAGAGGCAGACCAAGCCUGAGACGGGCAAUGAAAGCGCCGCAGCGGCCAGAGCUCACCAAAAGGACCAGCUAGCACAGCUGGUCAAGCUGGCAACAGCAAACGAAGCAGCUAAAGACUAUGGCAAAGCCGUGGAUCUCUAUUCUCAAGCAGCAGAGCUUCAGGCGGAGAUACACGGCGACAUGGCACCUGAAAACGCCGAUAUCCUGUACUCCUAUGGGAAAUGUCUGUACCAUGUUGGCGUGAGCAAGAGUGACGUGCUGGGUGCGAAGAUACCCCAGACCGCCACGGAGCCUGCUGGCGGAUCAAGCAGCAAGUCUGGAAAGGGACCAGGGUCUGGCGAAGAGGAAGAGGUACCGUCGAGCAUUAUCAAAGACGCAAUUGCCAAACACGCAGAGAAUGGUGAAGGCGCAGGGCCAUCAAGCAGCCGGGGCAAAGCUGGGGCGACACCGCUUUUCCAGUUUAUUGGGGAUGAGAACCUUGAAGCGUCUGAUGAUGAUGAGGAGGAGGAUGAGGAAGGAGAAGGAGAAGGCGGCGAGGAAGGCAAGGGAGACGGGGAGGAAGAGGAAGAAGACGACUUUGCGAAUGCAUUCGAGAUACUUGACCUGAGCCGUGUGCUGUACGAACGACAGCGAAGUGAGCUAGAACAGGAUAAGGAGCCGAACGAGGAGAAGCUACGACGGGUUAAGGAGCGGUUGGCAGACACGUACGACCUGCAGGCAGAGAUAUCACUAGAAGGGGAGAGGUUCCCGGAUGCAGCUACGGACCUACAGUCGUCGUUACGGAUCAAGGAAGAGUUAUAUUCAGGAGAGGACCCUAUAAUUGCUGAGUGCUAUUAUAAACUGUCACUAGCGCUGGAGUUCUCAUCUGUGAUGAAAAAAGACGGAGAAGAUGGAGAAAAAGGGAAAGGGAAAGCGAGCGAGAACAGCAACGCAGAGCCUGAGUAUGACGCAGCAGCCCGAGAGCAGGCAGCCGUCUACAUGGAGAAGGCAAUCAAAAGCUGCAAGGGCCGGAUUGCCAAAGAGGAAGCCCGGAUUGAGAGCAUUGGCAGCAACGACGGGGAGACCGUGGCCAGAAUCAAGCGGAAUAUCGAUGAUGUCAAGGAUAUCGUCUCGGACAUGGAGCAACGGCUUGUCGAUCUCCGGCGCCCACCUGUGGCCAUCCCGAACGCGGAACGGACCAACGAGGAACAGGCCGCCGCUCAGGCCAUCAAGCUGGAUGAACUUACAAAAGUAGCCAACGACCUGACGGGACUGGUAAAGAAGAAGAAGCAGCCAGUAGCAGCAACGGCAGCAGUGUCGUCGACGUCGUCUGUUGGCGAGCAGCAGCAACCCGAGGGCAAAGGGAAGAGACCACUGGAGUCAGCUGAAGAGGCAUUAAAUCCUAAGAAGGUAAAAGGCGAGGAGAGCUGAAUAUGCCUCAAGAGAGGGAGGGAUGAGAGAUGCAUCAACCUGUAUGUUAUGAGGGAAUAGAAAGGUGAUAACAGCAUAUGAAUAAUGAUGUUUCAAGCAACAAUCUGAGAGUAGCUCAUGAUUUGUGCUUCCGUCUCUGCCGGCGCUUUGCAGCCAGCGAGGGCGUCCAGACGCCGGCGAAGAGGUCCUCGCACUCGUCCUCAUCCUGGCUAUCGAACUCAAUUUCUUCUUUCUUCCCGCUGCCAUUGUCUACAGCAGCAGCAGUAGCAGCAGCACGAGAGAAAUCUACCGGGCCGUCUCUUGAGAUGCUGACCCGCUUGCUCUCGACGAUGAACUUGCCGACCUUGUAUUUCUGGCUCUCCUCCUCGGCUGCGAGGUACUUCCAUCCCAGGAUGGUAUGACAGAAGCGGCAGGCGAUGUCGCUGACAGUGUGAGAGCCGGUGACGAGCUGUCUGGGCACCGCGCGG
Messenger RNA from Trichophyton rubrum CBS 118892, 1976 nucleotides. RefSeq lists its product as uncharacterized. Gene Ontology annotation, biological process: DNA replication-dependent chromatin assembly; CENP-A containing chromatin assembly. The transcript is spliced from 2 exons. Lineage: Eukaryota; Fungi; Ascomycota; Eurotiomycetes; Onygenales; Arthrodermataceae. The record is from RefSeq and is a predicted model, not a curated record. Gene Ontology annotation, cellular component: nucleoplasm. Gene Ontology annotation, molecular function: histone binding. Bases 91 to 1509 code for a protein of 472 amino acids.